ACGCACACAUGCGCAUAUAGGGUGCCACACUGACGCAUCGUUUGUUGUAUAGUCAACUGUUUUUUGCUGGACUGAGGCAUGCCUGUAGCGGAUUAUUGUUUUUACCGCAUUCAACAGUGUUUUCAAAGCAAGUGGCGAAAGUCACGAUUGUAACAGCGGAGGUUCAUGUAUGAAAGGAGAUCAGCAAAAAAUAAUACCGUGUAUUCUUUAAGAAUGGGGGGUUAUUCAAGCAACUGAACUGAGGUAUCACGAUCCUAAUGUGAAAUCUCACCAGUAUUUUCGACGAUGCCGACUUGGACACUUUCACCACGGAGCUGCAAGCUUUAAGAGUAAAAACAUCGAAUCAACCGUAGGAGUCUGGUUUGGUGGCAGAAACCUCUUUGUUUGCGCGUGUGGAGGGAAAUAACAGUCACAUUGAAAGCUUUAAAGUGUGAUUAAAAAAAGAAAACAACAAAAAAUCUCCUUCCCUAUUUGUGGAUUGAUUUUUUUCUGCACUCUCUUCUCAGCAUUCCCUCAGUCAGUCGACGGAUUUUUUUGCCAUUACAGCUCAGUAGAGGGUGUCAGAUUAUUCUUGGAGCACCGCGCUAGGAUGAACACUGUCUGCGCGGUCUUCUUUUUGUGAUCCCCAAAUCGCCACAAAAGGGGAAAACGAGCGAGGCAAGACACCGAAAGAUGUGAGGGGGAUGCGGGUGUUUUGCAGCGGUGGGAUCGCCUCUAAAGCUCCAGCGCAGGGUGUGAAUUCAGCACCAGGGGAGAGGGAAAAGCUCCCCACGCCGCAACACGCAGCACGACUGGGAGAGAAAAAGGCACAGAUUUUUUAUUUUUUCCCCUGCCAAGGUCAGUGUUAAACGAACUGAAUAUAGCCCAAAGAUGUGUUGGACGCCACUGUCGCUCGCCGUUUUUGAUUUUUAUCAUAAACACGCGGAGGCUUGGAGGAUUCAGUCGAUGUGAAAGAGACGUUUAUGUGGUCAUUUUCAAACUGGAAGUCUGGACACAAGUGCAGGUUAGAUGCAGCAUGGAUCUGUUAUAAAAGACUGCCUUAUCUUCUGCCUAAAUGUCUAUAUCUCAUUUUUCUUCUUCGUAUUGAUGUGUACUGAAUUCACAGCUCAUAUGUCUUGAAACCGGGAAUGAAUUGUCCACGUUGAAAAAUGCUGCUUUGGAUUGUUCUGCUGAAUGCGGCUCUUUGUGUUGCGAGUGGAAAUGUUACAAGGGACGUUUGUAAGGAGCAGAUAUGCUCUUGCAACGAAAUAGAGGGAGAUCUGCACAUAGACUGCGAAAAACGGAGCUUCACCACUCUGCAGCAUCUGACUGGCCCGAGUUCUCAGUUUUAUCACUUACUGUUGCACGGGAAUUCUCUAUCCAGGCUAUUUCCCAACGAGUUCGCCAACUUUUACAAUGCUGUGAGCCUGCAUUUGGAAAACAAUGGUUUACACGACAUUGUCCCCGGCGCUUUUCUGGGAUUGCAGCUGGUGAAACGGCUGCACAUCAAUAACAAUAAGAUAAGAUCUUUCAGGAAGAGUACAUUUCUGGGGUUAGACGACUUGGAAUAUCUCCAAGCUGAUUUUAAUCUAUUGAGGGAUAUUGACCCCGCCGUUUUCAGGGACCUAAAUAAACUUGAAGUGUUAAUACUUAACGACAACCUCAUCAGUGCGCUACCUAUGAACGUGUUUCAACAUGUGCCCAUUACGCAUCUCGACCUGCGGGGAAACCGAAUCAAAACGUUGCCUUAUGAGGGGAUCCUUGAACAGAUACCGGGAAUUGCGGAGGUUCUGUUGGAGGACAACCCUUGGGACUGUAACUGCGACCUGGUUUCCCUCAAGGAAUGGCUGGAGAACAUACCGCGUAACGCGCUUAUUGGGAGGAUGAUAUGCGAGGCUCCCACCAGGCUGCAAGGGAGCGACUUAAACGAGACGUCAGAAGCAGAACUGUGCCCUUCACAGAGUGGCAGCGUGGACACCAGCCUGGUCGCCCCUCCCACUCAGGAGGAGACUUCUGAGGCUGCGGCCCAUGGCCCACGUCCCACGCCUUACAAGCCCAACAGAGACACCAGUGGGCCCCCGACGCCCGGCGGCCACGGUCCCAAGAGCCGCUCCAAAUCUCGUGAGAACUGGCAGCUGAAAACUAGGCCCACUCCAGUGUUGACAGGUGUGAACGGGGAUAGAGAACAGCUGCACAACAUGACGUGCCCCCAGCCUUGCAACUGUGAGCUGGUCGGCUCCAGACAAGGGCUGGGAGUCAAAUGCGAAGGCAAAAAGAUCGAGAGCUUAUCCAGCCUCAAACCUAAGCCCUUGGCCGCUCAUGAGCUGAACAUGAGAGAUAACAACAUACACGCAGUGAAAAAGAAUCAGCUGCUUGGCUACUCCAGCCUCAACCUGCUCGAUCUGGGUGGGAACAACAUCAAGGUGAUUGACAACAGCACUUUCCAAAACCAGAGCGAGCUGAGAUGGCUGUAUAUGGAUAAGAACUAUCUGGAUACGCUGAUAGCAGAGAUGUUUGUGGGCCUUGUGAAUCUGGAAUAUCUCAGUUUGGAAUACAACGACAUCCAGCUGAUAGUGGCAGGUGCAUUCAGCCCCAUGCCAAAUCUGAGGGUUCUGUUCCUCAAUAACAACUUGCUGAAAUCUUUACCCGUGGAUGCUUUCCUUGGGAUUUCUUUAUCCAAAAUUAGUCUGCAUAAUAAUUAUUUCCCUUAUCUCCCUGUGGCUGGAGUGUUAGACCAGCUCAAUUCAAUCAUUCAGAUCGAUUUGCACGGGAAUCCGUGGGAUUGCUCGUGCAACAUCGUGCCCUUCAAGCAGUGGACGGAGAAACUCGGGGCAGAUGUGAUAGUGAGUGAUCUCAAAUGUGAGUCCCCUGAAGAGUUUUGGAAACGAGAUUUCCGCUACGUCCGGAAUGACCUCAUGUGCCCCAAACUCUAUGACAAGGUCUCCCCCACACCACUGUCCAAAAACAGCACUUUCACCCUGGACUCGGGGACGCGCUCGAACUCUUAUUUGGAGCCGAAUAGGGUCUCCAUCUCAGUGCUCGUCCCCGGGUUGCUGCUGGUGUUUGUCACGUCCGCGUUCACUGUUGUAGGAAUGCUUGUGUUUAUUUUGCGGAAUCGAAAGCGAUCAAAGCGAAGGGACGGGAACUCGUCCGCCUCGGAGAUCAAUUCCUUGCAGACAGUGUGCGACUCCUCUUAUUGGCACAGCGGCGGGCCUUAUCACGCAGACGGGGGCGCGCACAGGGGCUUCGACUGCAGCACGCACCUCUCCACGACAAAUGAUGCGUGAAGGGACUCUGCUAUAGUACAAUGAGACCACACCAGACUGGAUUACAAACAGUCUGGAGACAGACGGACGCACAUAAAUGACUGAAACGGCAAACAUCAUCCGCUUUUGGUCGUCAGAGGCGAACACAGACUUGUUUAUGUCUUGUUUUCUCCAGUUGAACCAAGUAAGUCAGCCUGCUGCUGCACAGGCCCCACUCUGUAAUAUAUGUAUAUGCCAAGCCUCCUAGCUAAAAACCCCUCCCUCCCUCCUCCUCCCAGUUCUGCUAUUUGCCGCAAUCGGACUACGGAUCUGUAUGAGACAGAAAAGAGGGAGAAAAAGGAGCGAGGGAGCGAGGGAGAGGGCGUGUGUGUGUGAGAGAGAAAGCGCGAGAGAGAGCGAGAGAGAGCCAAGACCGAGGACCCUGGGAAUGGUGCACGAACGCAUGAAUGUAAAUGUAAAUACUCGGACCGAUGUAUCAUAAUCUGCAUGAUGAUAUUUCGCAUGGUUUCAACACACACACGACGGGGAGGAACCAUAACCACCAUAACCAACAAAGAAGCAAACUCGACCCUUUCAUGUUAUAUUAAUAUGACGAAAAUAUAUAGAUAUUAAGAAUUAUAUAUGACUAUUACAAAGUGCCAUUUCUCUAUUUUUUGUGAACCUGCAGUUAGGAUUUGUAUUUGUUGUUUUAACUUGUUUGGAGAAAAGAGAACACAAAAAAAAAAUCAAUGAUGACUAUCGGAAAGGAGUGAUGGAAGUAAAGCUGUCAGUGCAUGUUAUUUUCUGUUUGUUAUCAUUUGGUUGUCGAUAAAUAUUGGGGUUAUUUAUACCGUACUAGAUGGUGCAGAUUAAAUCCAUGUCUGCGCAGUCAUCAUCUCCUUUA
Messenger RNA from Etheostoma spectabile (orangethroat darter), 4128 nucleotides. RefSeq names its product SLIT and NTRK like family member 1 (gene slitrk1). Bases 1149 to 3266 code for a protein of 705 amino acids. Gene Ontology annotation, molecular function: protein binding. The record is from RefSeq and is a predicted model, not a curated record. The transcript has a single exon. Gene Ontology annotation, cellular component: GABA-ergic synapse; glutamatergic synapse; postsynaptic density membrane. Gene Ontology annotation, biological process: axonogenesis; positive regulation of synapse assembly. NCBI's taxonomy places the organism in Eukaryota, Metazoa, Chordata, Actinopteri, Perciformes, Percidae.